Fusarium redolens is the source of this 431-nucleotide messenger RNA. RefSeq lists its product as uncharacterized. Lineage: Eukaryota; Fungi; Ascomycota; Sordariomycetes; Hypocreales; Nectriaceae. The coding region runs from base 52 to 270 and encodes 72 amino acids. Gene Ontology annotation, molecular function: DNA-directed RNA polymerase activity; DNA binding; zinc ion binding. Gene Ontology annotation, cellular component: RNA polymerase II, core complex; RNA polymerase III complex; RNA polymerase I complex. The transcript has 2 exons. The record is from RefSeq and is a predicted model, not a curated record. Gene Ontology annotation, biological process: DNA-templated transcription.
CACCACCAAAAAGGCAUCAAUCACCCAUCACCCAUCAGACCACAGUCCAAAAUGCCCCGUGAAGAGUACCAAGUCCCCACCGCCAGUGCCGGCCAGCGCGGCGGUACCCGCGAAGGCCACGAAGUCCGUCACGUCAUGUCUUAUAUCUGCGGCGACUGCGGCGGCAGCGUCACCCUCGGAAAGGAUGCCACCGUCGCCUGCCCUCACUGCGCAGGCCGUGUUCUCUACAAGGAACGCACCAAGCGAAUGGUUCAGUUCGAGGCCCGAUAGACAUACCGACGAUCUUUUAUAUACCAAAGAAAAAGCUUGCAAAGAAUAAAGACGAGAGGUGUUGUGGCAACUUUGAUAUUUCGAGAUGGGAGUUUAGGGGUCUGGGAAUUACGUCGAAUGAAAGAAUAGACAAUGCGACACGAUUUGCGCACGACGAGACA